CCGUGUUAGCGUUCUUUGUUUUGAAAACCUCCAUCGCUUUUCUCCACACUUACGAAAGGAAUUCCUCAAAAAGUUUCAAAGAAGUCGACAUAUUAUCAAUCAAAUCACAUAAACCAACAAGUAUGAUGGAGGAUAACCACUUUACACCAUUGACGGUUGCCUCGGAUUAUUUCCAGCAGUGGUACCAGUCCAACCAGCAGCACCCUCAGGCCCAGCUCACAAUUCCAUACCAAAGUAUGGCCCAUUACACAGAAGAAUCCAGAGAGGAGCCUGUGAUGACUGAGCUAUCUGUUCACUGGGAACCACCUCAUCAUCAUGAAACUGUUUACCUGAACUGCAACCACCUUGGCCAUGAUCAAAUACUCAAGGUUCACCAAAACACCAGAAAUGAGCAGCAGCCUCAGUACAUGCAGGAGCAUCAACGACAACUUCAACCAACUUUAAAUUGUGCCUCACAACUUCAACACACUGAGACUGAACCAGUCCACUCUCUUCAAACUUGCAAUUCUGUCCCACAUCCAGCUGAGAUGGUGGUGAAAAGGAAGCGUGGACGUCCUCCAAAACAAAACGCAGAGGAGACCUUGAAACAGCAUGCUAGUCAGGAGGAACCUUCAAAGAAGGCCAGAAGGUCACUUAAUCGCUUCGGUGGAAUGUCAUUGGCAGAGGUCAUGGCCAAAACCUUGCCAGAUGUUAUUACUUACAACCUUGAUAUCCUGAUAAUUGGAAUUAAUCCAGGACUACUGUCUGCCUACAAAGGACGGCAUUACCCCAACCCAGGAAACCACUUCUGGAAGUGUUUGUUUCUCUCUGGUCUUACAAAGGAGCAACUCAAUUUCAUGCAUGACCAAACCCUUCCAGAAAAAUACAGCAUUGGUUUCACAAAUAUGGUUGAGAGAACUACACCUGGAAGCAAGGACCUCAGCAAUAAAGAGAUUCGAGAAGGAGGAAGAGACCUUCUAUGCAAGUUACAGAAGUUUAAGCCGCUGAUUGCAGCCUUUAACGGGAAAGGCAUUUAUGAAAUUUUCUGCAAAGAGAUUUUUGGUGUAAAGGCAAAGAAUUUGGAUUUCGGUUUGCAGCCCUACAAAGUUCCUGAAACUUCCACGGUUUGUUUCUUAAUGCCGUCAUCAAGCCCACGGUGUGCCCAGUUCCCACGUGCUCAGGAUAAAGUGCACUUCUACAUCAAGCUGAAGGAACUACGAGACCAAAUGAAAGGCAUUGCACCAAUUCUUGAUGUGAGAGAAACCAACUACACCUUUGAUCUCCAGCUUGCUAAAGAAGAUGCACUCAAGGUUGCAAUAAAAGAAGAGCAGAUGGAUCCGGAGUAUGAAAGUUGCAGUCAGAGUCAGCAACUCUAACUCAAUUUUAAAAAUGGACUGUCCCAGGAGGUUUGCCAGUCAUUUUUUAAAAUUGAACAGUGUAUGAUAUUUCUUGUUCUAAUGCACGGAUGUCAAACUGAAGACCAAAAGAGCUGUGUGGUUGGUUCGCUCCAAUUGAUCAGGUCUGAAGACUUUAAAGGGUUGAUUGUCAGUGCAGCUUGUUCAGUUGGAACAAACAUCUGAACCUACAUGACCCUUUCGGGAUUCAGUUUGACAGUUUUAACUGUAUUGUUCUGGGCGUUUUCUGGUUUUAUAUAUGCAAGAGUUCAAUGUUCCAAUUACCAGUUACCUUCCUGUUGUAGUAUUCUACAAAAGUUGUCAGUUGACCAUACGGGAUUGAGGACGUGCCAAAUUUAGAAAAUGCAGGAGGAGUUUCUGCAGAUUCUUAUCCUAGACAUAAAUUGUAAACAAAGGCACUCUACUGAUCCUCAUCGAUAAAAUGUGCACCAUACCUGUUUUGACUCCACCAUCUGUAGUAGAUCACAUUAUUGCUAUUAGUGUUUGGUUUUGAUUUAUGUUUGAUUUACUGUCUUCAUUUUGAGGGAUUUUUUUAUUUUUAUUUUUUUUAAUCUUUGCAUCUGUUCUUUGUAAGCUCAGACAUGUAUAGUCUCUGCGUGACAUACCAUAGAAUACAUGUCGAGUCCUUAAAUAGUAAGGCUCUGUUUUUCAUUACUAUUUUACCUCUCAGCGGAGAAGACAGACACAAGCGGCUUCCCAGGAUGCCUUAAAUCUGGCACCAGAUAGUUUUGUUAGGACGAAAAAGACCUGCGUGUGGUCUUCUUACGUCUGCCUUCGAUAUGCUACCUCAUGAAGUGCUAUAAUCCGCCUAUUUCCAGGACCUCCAAUUCUGCAUUACAACACAGAAUGGCUGCUUGGCAAAAACUGCUUGGCAACACUUAGCAAUUGGCAUAAUGGUUGUACAAUCUCACCAUUGGCCUUUACCAUGGCAAUGGAAUUCAUUUUUUUAGGUGGUUGGAGGAGAAUAUUUGAAGCAUGGGAUGUGUCUUCCCUCAAUCAGUUCAUUUAUAGAUGAUUUGAGAACCAUAACCACAACCGCAUGCAGAUCCCAGACAACUUUUGGGCCAACUCCAAAUCCCCAUUUUAGGCAGUGUCCAAGAUAAAUCAGCAAGUAGUGGUGUGAUAUUUGUACCAGUCCUACAUAGUAGAAGAAAAAAGUAGUAGUGUGCACAAAGACUUAAUUAAUAAUUUUUGUCUUUAUUGUCCAUAAAAUGUGUUGCUUUCCUGUAAGAAGAGACAUUACAGUAUCGACUAUACAAACAAAGCUCUGUUUUUUAAAUGGAUCAUUGAUUUCCCAGAUUGUGUACCGACACUAUUAACCUACUCUGUGUUUAUGUCCCAGUCGCGGUGCCAUUAAAACAUGCAUCGUCUGCUGCAGUAAUAAUGGUAGCAUCCUGAUGUAGCAAUCUGUCUGUGCAGUAAGCGUCCUUGCAGCACAUUUUUUACCGAAGAGCAGCUCAGCAAUAAUCCUGCCAGUCAUAUUACCCGUCAUGUUCAAAGUUAAUUCAUUUAUAUCAGUUAUAUUUUUCUAUCGUCAGUUCUUCGUUCAUUUAUUUUUAUUUCAGGAAUUUCUGGGCAGAAAAACAAUGUUACAACAUUAGCAACAACAAGAUGACUCGGCAUUCACUUUUUUGUAAAUUUUGCUGAAUUAAAUGUCACGAUAACAUUGAAGACAAUCCAGCAAACUCCAUCAAUGAAAAUGCUCUCAGGCCUCUCUGAGUCUGUGUCACUGUGUCACUCUCAGACUCAGCCCAUGAAUCGGUCGUCAUGAGUCUCUCAUCCACUGCUGUUCUGUUGUUUCUGUAGCUUGCUUGGUGUCCUCUAGCAAAUGCCUGUCCCUGUUGGUCUGCCAAUCUUUCAGGUGUCAGGUGUCUCUCCAGCGUCACGCUUUUCCUGGGUUGCCAUCCAGACUUCCUUGGAAGUCCCUGGUUAAACACAGUAUCAGAGUUAUUUCCCCAUGAGUACUGACCCUGAACAGGGUCAGCAUUAUAUUUAUUCAUUCACUAAUGUCCCAGACAUAUCCGUUGUUGUACGCACCCUUUGUUUUCAUAUUGUGUCACACAAACAGGUUCAGAGUUCAUUUCAUUAAACUGAGUUGAUCAUUGAUCCAGCUGUUCACCUUGUCUUCAUACUUCAGAUCCUGUCUAGCAAAAACUGUGAAUAAAAACAAAUAUUGACAAAA
Molecule: messenger RNA, 3576 nt
Organism: Synchiropus splendidus (mandarinfish)
Lineage: Eukaryota; Metazoa; Chordata; Actinopteri; Syngnathiformes; Callionymidae
Gene: tdg.2
Product: thymine DNA glycosylase, tandem duplicate 2
Exons: 10
Coding region: 123-1355 (410 amino acids)
Biological process (GO): base-excision repair, AP site formation
Cellular component (GO): nucleus
Molecular function (GO): mismatch base pair DNA N-glycosylase activity
Source: RefSeq, a predicted model, not a curated record